Rhinichthys klamathensis goyatoka is the source of this 1361-nucleotide messenger RNA. RefSeq names its product atypical chemokine receptor 4a (gene ackr4a). Lineage: Eukaryota; Metazoa; Chordata; Actinopteri; Cypriniformes; Leuciscidae. The record is from RefSeq and is a predicted model, not a curated record. The transcript is spliced from 2 exons. Gene Ontology annotation, cellular component: membrane. The coding region runs from base 134 to 1336 and encodes 400 amino acids. Gene Ontology annotation, biological process: immune response; G protein-coupled receptor signaling pathway; chemotaxis. Gene Ontology annotation, molecular function: scavenger receptor activity; chemokine receptor activity; chemokine binding.
UUAUGCCAUAUGCGCUCUGAUGUUCUUGUUAAAACAAAUUUAAAGGCAUGUCUGUGGACAGUUGCUGGAGACGCACAUUAGAACAGAGAUAGGUUCACAGUAUGGUGAGGUGUGGGAGUAAAGCUCUGCAUGCAUGAGUCACAGUAAACACACUCUGUUCUCACAGGAAGAGCAGACAGAAACAAUCUACUCAGCCUCCAGGCAAAGCCUAGAAUCUCACAAGAGCUUUAGAGGAAAAAUGGAGAUCUCAGAGGAACAUUACUAUGACUACACCGAGUUCGAAAACAACAGCUCCAACUUCAGCUACGAUGAUUAUCAGACCAUCUGUGAGAAGGGCGACGUGCGCUCCUUCGCGAGGAUCUUCCUCCCAGCUGUUUUCGGGUUAUCUCUAGUGCUAGGUUUAGCAGGGAACGCUCUGGUUGUGGCGGUGUACGCGUACUGCAAACAACUGAAAACGAUGACUGACACGUUUAUACUUCACCUGGCUGUGGCAGACCUUUUGCUGCUCCUAACGUUGCCCUUCUGGGCUGCAGAUGCCGUCCACGGCUGGAAGCUCGGGGUCACCGUCUGUAAACUCGUCUCUGCCCUGUACACCAUCAACUUCACCUGUAGCAUGAUGCUCCUGGCCCACAUCAGCAUGGAUCAGUACCUGGCUUUGAUGCCGGGAGUCAGAAACAGAGGCCUUGCGUGCGCUUUUCAAAAGAAGCAUUGUGGAAAACUCUGUUUGGUGGUCUGGACCGUUGCAUUUUUUCUUGGAGUCCCCGAUUUGGUGUUUUCAACGGUCAGAGAGCUUCCUCAUAAAAAAAGCUGCAUUGCAAUGUAUCCGUCAGACAUGGCGCUCAGGGCUAAAGCUAGUUUGGAGGUGGUGGAGGUCAUGAUAGGCUUCUUGCUACCUUUGUUAGUGAUGUUGUUCUGCUACACCUGUGUAGGCCGAGCCCUAUUGAAGCUCCCUCAGGAGAGGAGGUGGAGGAAGUGGAGGUCCAUCCGUGUGCUGCUGGCGAUGGUGGGCGUCUUUGUGGUCACGCAACUGCCCUACAAUGUGGUGAAGUUUUGCCGGGCCGUUGACAUCAUGUAUACAUUUGUAACUCACUGUGGGGUUAGUAAAGUGCUGGAUAGGGCUACUCAGAUCACAGAAAGCCUGGCAUUGACACACUGCUGUCUAAAUCCUGUUCUGUACACUUUCGUCGGUUCCUCCUUCAGACAGCAUGUAUUGAAGUGUGCCAAAGACUUUGGAGACAGGGGUAGAAGGUUGGCACACGCGAGAGAGCAACAAGAAGUGAAUAUCUCCUUGAAUUCUCAUUCACAGUCCCAAGACACCAGUACUUUUUCCAUUUGAGCAAAGUGAAGGAGAUGGUGUAGAA